Thlaspi arvense is the source of this 252-nucleotide messenger RNA. Lineage: Eukaryota; Viridiplantae; Streptophyta; Magnoliopsida; Brassicales; Brassicaceae. The record is from the annotation of a GenBank genome assembly.
AUGAAGCUUCAGACCACAUAUUCCUAUGUUGCUUCUGAUGAAAACAUAGAAAAGAUCAGAUCAACAUUAUUGGUCUCAAGGAAAAAACUUCUUGUCCUUGAUCUUAAUGGCCUGCUUGCAGACAUAGUCAAUAGCAAACAAUUGACUUGGACAGAAUUGAUGAAAGGAAAAGAAAUUCAAGUGAUGCUAGUGUUUAAGAGACCUUUUUGUGAAGAUUUUGAAGUUGGUAUUUGGUCCUCGGGAACCAAGUAA